CCGUAAGAGGACGCUCUAUUUCGUAGCACAAUUUUUGUCAGAAGUAUUCUGUGUAAUUUUGAAAAAUUGUUUCUCGACAUGUUAAGCUACAGUUAUUUAUACAGUUAUACUUUAACUUAGAGAAAUGAAAAGAAUAUAAUGAAGAAUGGCACUACUAUUUCCUGGUCACUAUGGAACCACAUUCAGUUUUUAUGUUGAUGGUUGCUGGACAGAUUGAGAGUGCAGAGUUUCCAGACUUUGAUGAUAUUUAUUGCAAGUUUUGUUUUGUUCAUGGACAAGAUUGGGUUGUGACAUGUGGAAUAGAGGAAGGAAUUUCUCAAGUUACAAAAAAGAGUCAAGAUGAAAGGCAACUAUUUGUUUGGAAUUUUCCAUUAGAUAUUACUUUUAAAAGUACAAAUCCAUUUGGAUGGCCACAGAUUGUAAUAUCAGUUUAUGGUCCUGAUAUAUUUGGAAAUGAUGUUGUCAGAGGCUAUGGAGCUGUUCACGUGCCUUUAAUCCCAGGACAGCAUCAUAGGCGUAUUCCAAUGUUUGUACCAGAAUCAUCAUCAUUUCUACAAAAAUUUACUAGCUGGCUGAUUGGCAGGCAUCCAGAGUUUGUUAAUCCAAGAGUUGUUGCACAAGGCGAGGGAAGAGAUGUUACUCGAGUUCGAUCACAAGGUUAUGUCAAUGUGACCUUCAAUAUAAUAACGAAAGAUAUGAAGAAACUGGGCUACAAUGUGGGAUCACCAAAACAAGUGGCUGGAAGUGGCUGGACCAAUAGUUAAUGUUUUGUGAUAGACACAAAACUACUGUUUAUUGCAAAAAGACUUUUACUAAAGAAAAUUAUCAUCAACAUUGAAGCUAACCAUCCAUGUUGUAUUUCACUGUAAGAAAUAGAAUGUUUUCUUCAUGAUCACAUAAUUUUUUAUAAACCUGGUUUCAGAGUGUUUGGGUUAAUCAGAAUAAAGACAAAAAUGGACAUUACAAUAUAACUACAGAGACAGAUAGAACUCUGUGGAAAUGUAUUUGUACAUUUCAAGGUUCAUAAAACCUUUAACUGAAUUCCUAGAUAGUGAUGAUACUUAAUGCAUCCUGCUUUACUGGGAAAUGUCAACAAGCACACCUGAGAAAAAAAAAAGGGAAAAAUAAGUUUUCUAUUUUAAGAAAGCUUGAAUUACUGUGUUUCAUGAAUUGGAAUUUGUUGAAUAAUCAACACUAACACAUAAACUUAGAACUGUGUACGUUAAGCACAACUCACAGAACGAAUUUCUUUUCUCAGGUGUCUGAUUCAAUCAAAAAUUGUUAUGUUGCAACUUCAACUCUUGUACAAAUAACUUCAAACCAAAAAUUGAUAUCCUUGGAUUAUGCAGAUUUGAGUUAAUGUGUUAUUUACAAUAAUUUGAAACAUCAGUUUAUCUCAAUUGUACGUAAUGUUUAAAAAAUAGAAACAUAA
Limulus polyphemus (Atlantic horseshoe crab) is the source of this 1432-nucleotide messenger RNA. RefSeq names its product B9 domain-containing protein 1-like (gene B9d1). The record is from RefSeq and is a predicted model, not a curated record. Gene Ontology annotation, cellular component: MKS complex. The transcript has 7 exons. The coding region runs from base 171 to 764 and encodes 197 amino acids. NCBI's taxonomy places the organism in Eukaryota, Metazoa, Arthropoda, Merostomata, Xiphosura, Limulidae. Gene Ontology annotation, biological process: cilium assembly.